Molecule: messenger RNA, 1068 nt
Organism: Acanthocheilonema viteae
Lineage: Eukaryota; Metazoa; Nematoda; Chromadorea; Rhabditida; Onchocercidae
Source: the annotation of a GenBank genome assembly
AUGGAAUUCGGCUUUAGAAAAAAAUUAUGGAGCAGAAGUACUUGGUGUACUCCACCUUUCAUAGCUGUAUAUUUGAUAAUUGGAAAUGCUGCUUUGAUCAUUGCAAUUAUCAUUGUUGCAAUCCACCUUAGAAGAGAGGUCAAUUAUCGAUCGGAGAAAGAGUUUUUGCUUCAAUUGCAAAGAGUGUACGAUACGGCUAUUUAUUCAUUAUUCGGCGUACUAAUAUUUUAUAUUAUUACUAAUUUAAUCAGCUUGGGAAUACGACUAAAAGUUACCAAGGAAAAUGUUGAUUAUAUCACACAACAGGUCAAUCAACAACGCAAAGAAUAUGAAGAAACCGCUCGUAGAUUCGCAUGUGAUGCUUUUUUCGUUAGAAAAUACUACGAGAAUGGGCCAGGAACUUUCCAAUCCGCUGAAGUAUUAUCUGUUCAGCAAGGUGUAUCAAAAUAUAAAGAAAUGAAAAAAGAAUACGCCGUUGAUAAAACAAUUGGAGAAAUUAGCAAGCAUUUGACAAUGCUUAAUAAAAUGAAAAAUGUUAUGGAUCAGCCUAUGGAAAAACAAUUUGAUUCAAAAUUUGUGAAACUAAUCAAAGAACUAAACAGAGCUGGACAAGUUACCGUACGAAAAGGCGUAAGCAGAAUAAUGCAGGACAGGCAACCGUUAAGAACGCAAGAAGAACUCAGCGAAAUUCCAACGGGAAGCCAAAUGGAAGGAUAUGCUGAUUUGACACAGUACAGUGUUAAAGGUCAAAAGAGUGUAAUGAUGGCGGAGAAAACACAGUUGAGUACUGUCAAUACUACGAUUGAUCAAAUAAAUGAAACAAAAUCUGAGCAUGAAGAAUCAGUUCUAUCACAGUUGCAAUUAACAUCGAAGAAUCGUAAGUCCCAGAAGACAUCUUCAAAGACGGCUAGUAAGAUUUUGCGGAUUCCUGAAACGGAAAAAACGCAAUCGUCAUCGUAUGGAGAAACUCAAGGAAACAUUCAUCAAUUAUCAGUAGGAAGUGAAAGUGAUGUGAAGGUGCUUUCGGAACCAUCCAAAAAUACUCCAUCAAAUACAGAAUCUAAUUAA